CUCCUCCUCCGUCACGCCACCCUCUCAUCACAUCUGUCUGUCGCAACCGUGACCUCGUCCUACGAUUACCGUUUGUCGCUAAACUCAGUAGCUGAAGAACAAACAGCAAUGAACAUUUCAUCGUCGAACCCAUCCAGUUACAAAUAUGAGGAUUACAGGGAGACAGCUGAUUGGUUGCUGUCUCACACUGAGCAGAGGCCUAAAAUAGCCAUCAUCUGUGGUUCCGGCCUCGGUGGUCUUGCUGACCUGCUGGACAACAAGACUGUGUUUCCCUACAAGGACAUCCCACACUUCCCCAACAGCACAGUACAAGGACAUGUCAGUCAGCUGGUAUUUGGGGAGCUGCAGGGGAAGCAGUGUGUCUGCAUGCGGGGCCGCUUCCACUUCUACGAGGGCUAUGACAUUGCCAUGGUGACGUACCCAGUCCGAGUGUUCUUCCUGCUGGGGGUGGAGACCUUGAUCAUUACCAAUGCUGCUGGGGGGCUGAACCCCAACUUUAAAGUGGGUGACAUCAUGCUGAUCAAGGAUCACAUCAACAUGCCUGGCUUUGCAGGCCACAACCCACUGUGUGGUCACAACGAUGAAAGGUUUGGAGUCCGUUUUCCCUGCAUGUCGGACGCCUAUGACAAAGACCUUUCUAGUCUGGCCAAAGAGACUGCUGAGGAGCAGGGCUGUUCCUCCUUCAUCCAGCAAGGUGUGUACUGCAUGCUGACAGGUCCCACCUUUGAGACCAUCGCAGAAUGCAGAGCUCUCCAGAAACUAGGCGCAGAUGCUGUGGGUAUGAGUACAGUCCCUGAGGUGGUGGUGGCCCGUCACUGUGGUCUCCGUGUCUUUGGCCUGUCUCUCAUCACCAACAAGGUGGUCACAGACUACAAUAGCCAGGAGAAGGCCAACCACGAUGAGGUACUGGAGACCACAGGAAUGCGUACUCAGGACCUACAGAGGAUGGUCAGUAACCUGCUCGCUAAGAUGUAGAUCAGCCCCAGUCUGUCUGUGUAA
Molecule: messenger RNA, 999 nt
Organism: Oncorhynchus mykiss (rainbow trout)
Lineage: Eukaryota; Metazoa; Chordata; Actinopteri; Salmoniformes; Salmonidae
Product: purine nucleoside phosphorylase
Biological process (GO): nucleoside metabolic process
Cellular component (GO): cytoplasm
Molecular function (GO): purine-nucleoside phosphorylase activity
Source: RefSeq, a predicted model, not a curated record